This is a messenger RNA of Symbiodinium necroappetens, 1065 nucleotides long. NCBI's taxonomy places the organism in Eukaryota, Dinophyceae, Suessiales, Symbiodiniaceae. The record is from the annotation of a GenBank genome assembly.
AUGGCUUCCGACGGCAUGCAUGCAGCAUCCUUCGACCGGGCCAAGCAAGAGGGUGAUGCGGCCAUGCAGAGACAAGCCUUCAAAGAAGCGGAGCAAUGCUACGCCCAGGCCCUGAUAUGUAGAUCCGAUGCUGCUGUUUUUUGCAAUCGUGCCUUCGCCCGACUGCGCUUGGAGCGUUGGCAAGCAGCAGAGGAAGAUGCGACUGCGGCGCUUCAGUUUGAUUUGGAGGAGAAGUUGAGGAUCAAAGCACUAUUCCGACGCGGCCUCGCUCGGGAGGCUUUAGGCCACCUGCAAGCUGCCAGCGACGACCUGAACGCAGCACUUAGAGCCGCGCCUGGAAAUGCUUCCAUCUCGGAAUCUGCCCGGCGCAUCUACAGCAAACUGCCUCGGCUGUCUCAGAAGUGGGUGCCGGGGCAACCCUUUCAUAGCUCUGCGGUGGAAGCCUUGGCGAGUGCGAUCCCGGGCAGCGUUGUGGGCUAUUUGUGGACACAAAGCCAUCCAUGCAUACGUUUCCCGAACCACAUGGCCGUGCAAGCCCACGAGCGUACGGGCGGCUUGCUGGCUCUUCGUGAGAGCCUGGGUGCCCCUCAGCGCGCCCCGAGGCACAAAGAAGUCGCGACAAAGAAGCACGACUUCUGCGAGUCACCAAACUUUCAGCACAAAGACGGGCUGAGUGUGGAAUACGAUGUCGGUGGGAACUUGGCCAAGAUAUAUUCCAAGUUCGCGGAGGACUAUGCCGGUCCCUUCAUCGCAUUCAACGCCGACGCAUCAAUCAGCUUGCGCGAGACCUGCGUCUACAAGGAAGGCCGGGUGGUGAGCAAGCUCAAGUCAGACAUUCCGGAGGACUUUGUGGCUAAAGCGCUCCGCAUGUUGGUCGUCCCCGUCAAGAAGGCCUUGGGCAUCGGCCUGGCACCAAACGAGGAGGAGCGAAUGCCAGAGGGGAGCAUGCGGUGCAGCUUCGAACGGAGAGGCGAAUGCAUGGGGGUGACAACGAGGCAUGGUGAUGAUGAUGAUGAUGACAAGUGCUUGAGCAAAAGCUUCUCUGACCACGAUCGACGAUGGUAG